UUGGUCCGGGAUAAACCGCUCCAUUCAAAGCCGACUACCGGAGGAGGGAGAGCGGGGCUGAGUCUGGGCUACUCACCGGCGGAGGACUGAAGCAUGUCGGGGGAAAAGGCGACGAAUCCUUGCAGCAAAUUUCAAGCCAACAUUUUUAAUAAAAGUAAAUGUCAAAACUGCUUCAAGUCCCGCGAGCUGCAUCUCUUGACCGACAAUGGCAUGGAGCAGGCAAAGCCCCUGUAUGGAGGCUGGUUGUGUUUGGCUCCUGAGGGGACAGAUUUUCACAACCCGAUGCAGAGGUCAAGGAAAUGGCAGCGGCGCUUCUUUAUCCUGUAUGAAGACGGCAGUCUGAGCUUCGCCCUGGAUGAACUGCCAAGCACUUUGCCGCAGGGGACAGUGAACUUGAAUCUGUGUACGGACAUCACUGAUGCAGAGCCCAGGACCGGCCAGAGAAAUGCCCUCUGCAUCGUCACGCCGGAGCAGGAAAUAUUCAUCCGUGGUGACAAUAAAGAGAUCAUUAAUGGGUGGACUGAACAGCUCGCCGUCUAUAUGCGGACUAACAAGCAGAAUCAGAAGAAAAAACGCAAAGUGGAGCCAGUUGCCACCCAGGAACCCAGUCCAGCAAAAAUGGCUGCAACUGAUUCAAGUUUUCCUUCCUCGGAGAACGCUGCAGAGUCCGGCUGCGGUCGGUGGCAGGAAGACCCACAGCAGGGACCUGGACCGGGUGAAACCCCCAUGUGGACUGUCCCAGACUCAGAUCCCCGGGGCCUGGAGAAGACCCCUGCAGGCAACACAUCUAGCUACCUGAGCCCUGUCUCCUUGGAUUUGGUGACCAGUGGAAACACCGAUCCCACCAGUAGAAACCAGCUGCCUGAGUCAAACAACGUCCAAACACCAGCAAACAACAAGAACCAAAGCCAGGCCAAAAGCAAUGGCUGUUCAACAGAGAGGCUUCUGGGAUUGGAGGCCACAGAGAAAGAGCAGGAAGCAGGAACAGCUGUUUCCAGGAUGGGCAGGAGUGAAGCUCGCACCAACAAGCGAGAGAAGCUGCUGUCGAGCGGAGACAUAGUCCAGCUCACCGCACCCCCACCCCAGAGAAGAGCCAAGUCUCUAGACCGCAGGACGACCGACACCGUCAUGACGCCAGAUUUAUUAAACUUCAAAAAAGGCUGGAUGGUCAAGUUGGAUGAAAAUGAGCAGUGGAAGAAAUAUUGGUUUGUGUUGUCGACGGACAGUCUGAGGUGCUACAAGGACUCAGGAGCUGAGGAGGCUUCAGAUCUCGAAGGAGAAAUCGACCUGACAAAGUGUUUUAAUGUGUCUGAGUAUCAGGUGCAGAGGAACUACGGCUUUCAGAUCCAUACCCCAAAGGGUGUCUUCACGUUGUCAGCGAUGACUUCAGGGAUACGCAAGAACUGGAUCCAGGCUCUGAUGAAGAACGUACGACCAGCCAAAGCUCCUGAUGUGGCCAGUUUACCUGGCCACCACGUUCCAUGCAGCCCACCUGAAGCUCUCCCCAAACCAGACGUGACUCAGGACUCCGCUGACGUCUCCACAGAGAGAGACGCUCACCCCAAACACAGGAGCGUGAUGGACAGACGGCGGGAGGGUCGCUACAAAACCUUCGACUGGGCCGAGUUCAGGCCGCAUAACAAACGGACUCCGGAUCCUCAGAGGACCAAAGCUCUGGUCUCGCUGGAGUUAGGGGAGCUGGAGAGGAGGAAGAGGAGGGAGGAGAGGAGGAGGAGGUACGAGGGCAUGCUGGGCUUCCCUCUGGGUUGGGAGGUGAUUGGAGAUAAAACAGCAGGCGGCGCUGUCAGAGCACUGAGUCCCAAAUCACAGCAGAAAGUGGAAGAAGAGAUCGAAGAGUGCUGGAAGCUGGUGGAGACGACGAUGUUCAGACUGGAGAGAAAUGUCCCGCUGAUCACCGAAGACAAAGACUCUGUGGAGGUGGAGAAGCUGCUGGACGGCUACAGGAAGGGGGUGGAGGAUCUGAAGACUCAGCUCGCCGAGUCAGAGCGUCACAGACUGGAGCUGGAGGCUCAGCUGAGUACAGCAGGAGAUUAUACGCAGCAGCUGGACCCUCCUCUAACUUCAGAAGCAGAUUUUUGCCCAUCGGACACGAAUGAAAAGCCGUUGAAAAGCAGCACACAGACCCUGACGGAUUUGAGCGACGGAACCAGAGAGCUUUUAGAACAGCAGAACUUUAUCAACAUGCAGGAGCAGCUCAGCUUUGAGUCGCCUUCAAUAACACCUGAGACGCCCAGCAUCUGGCUGCACGACACAGAGGGAAACCUCCAGGAACUGGGAGAUUUGCUUCCUGAGACAGAAGAUGCACCUCUAUUAUUAUCACCUGCAUCAGAGAAACAACUCUUAUUUUCUCAGAGCGACGAACAAACAGAUUUAAACGUUAGAGUCAACAACCAGAAUCAGCUGGACAGAGGCGACUGUGAGCGAGUUCCCAGCUCGAAAACACAAAUAAAUAACAGUGAGUUUAGUCCAUUAAUUCUGGAGACGCAUGCAGAGGGAGAUGACGACUCGCUAGGCUGCUGUGUCGAACUACAUCUACCUCCGGACCAGGCGAUGGUGGGGAGGCUUUCCCAAGAGGUGGAGGUGCUCACCAGCCAGAACGAGGCUCUCAACCAGCGCAACCAGGAGAUGCUGAACCAACUGACGGAGGCAGACCGCGAGAUAGAGAGGCUAAAAGCGGAGCUCAGCAGCAGGUACACUGAACCCCAUCACCUCCCUGAAGUGGAGCAGCUGGGACAAACACGGGUGGAGGAUCUGGAGAACGAGCUGAGCUCCAGAGACCAGCAGCUCCUGGAGGCCCAGACCAUGAUCGCCUCCCUGGAGGAGAAUCUGAAGGAGAUGGAGGCGGUGCUGCAGCUGAACGUCCCGAGAGAAAUAGAAGAAAAAGGACAGGAGAACAAGGGAUACCUGCUCCGGUGCUUCGAGAUCACCGAGGCCAAGCUGACGGAGCUGGAGAGGAGGCUCGACCAAUCAGAGCUGACCUGCAUGGAGCUCCGGAUGCAGAACGAAGAGCUGAUGGAAGCUGAGAAAUGUUACAGCCAAACAGCUGCAGAGGCGGAGGCCGACAUCAGGAGGCUGAAUCAAGAGUUGGAGACGGAGAAGUUGAAAGAUGGAGACAGCGACGGAUGUGUUUCUGGUGAAGAAAGGAUCCGGCAAGUGAUAGACGGGAUGGUCAUGAGGCUGAAGGCUUUGGAGAAGUUACUGGAGGUGAUAAACAAGUUUGAUUUUGGUUUGAGAGAAGAGAAAGAGACGACGCCCACAGUGGAGGGCCAGUUGAGGUCUGAGGAAGAGUUUUGGGGUUUUCUGCUCGACAAACUGAAGGUUGAUCCGUCAGAACAAAAUGAGGAGAAAACUGUAGAAGAGCUUGUUAGCGAGGUGACAGAACGUAUGAUGAAGGAGAAACAAAUGCUGCUUUUAGGGCAUCGUCUUCUCUUUGAGACGAGCAACGAUGAAUGUUUGAAAGAACUGGACAUUAAUUGGAAUAUUGCAAGUGAGACAGAAACCAAGAAGAUUGAUGAAAGCAGGAUAUUUGAGAUGGAAUAUUUCAGAAGUGCAACACAGGUGAAAAUCUCUUUGCUAAACCGCCUCGCCUCCUCCGUCGGCACCUCGGCCCUCGACAAACUCCAGCUGACGGCCAACAGGCUCUCCGACCGGCAUCCCUGGUCUGGUUUCAUUCACUCUGCAGCAACGGAGGCGUUACACUGCUGUCGUUUAAGCAGACUUCAGUCUAAAUACGAGAGGCGCCUUGAAGAAACCAAACAGAAACUGCUCGCUUCUUCUCUCGUCUGCAGCAGAUGUGUCGCCUUGACGGAAGAAAACAACGAGCUGAGAGCAAGAUUGUCAAACCUAGAAGCACAACAGUCGUUGUCGUCGUCGUCGUUGGGCGAUAUGAUUAGCAGGUGUUGCCAGAGAGAAGAAGUUUUCCGACAGGACACAGAUAUUAUGUUACAGGUUGCAGAAGGAAGUAUAACAGAUGAAGCUGGGAAGGAAGAGCAGAUGGUGGAGAGCCUGGAAACCCCACUUUCAUGUGUUGAAGAUCAGUCGGGGAUCCAGGAGACAGCAGAUGGAAACACAGAGGAAAGUGAAGCAUCGUACAAGGAAACAGAUACUUUGGACUUGGAGACGGAGAAAGUUUUAGUGCUGAGAAGAAGAGUGGAGGAGCUGGAGGAGCAGCUGGCCGUCAUGGAGGAGGAGAUGAAAAAAGAGCUUGAUGGGAAACUGAGUUCUGUCCGGACGCAACAUGAGAUGGAGAUGGAAAAGCUGAAGGUCACGUGUGAGCGCGGCUUCGCCUCCAUGGAGGAGUCUCACCUGAAGGUCGUGGAGGAACUGCAGCAUCGACACCAACAGGAAGUGGAGCGCCUCCUGGUGGAGAGAGACGCCCUGCUGGAGGAGGAGAGCGCUGCUACGGCAACGGCAAUCGAAGCCAUCAAGAACGCUCACCGUCUGGAGCUGGAGAAGGAGGUGCAGAAGAGAUGUCAGUCAGAGAACAGCACAGGAAACUCACACCUGGACGAGGUUUACAGACAGCACAGUGAGGAGCUGGCGUCGUACCAGCGGGAGCUCGAGGUUUUGUCCCAGCAGUUCUCUCUGAAGUGUCUGGAGAACGGACAUCUUGUUCAGGCUCUGGAUGCUGAGAGGAAGGCCUUGUGUCAGUGCCAGCAGGAGAACCAGGACCUGAGGACCAGAAACCAGGAGUUGAGCGGUCACCUCGCAGCAGAGAUCACCAGACUCUGUUCUCUGGCGAAGCAGGACGCCCUUCCUCUCAGUCAGGGGAUGGACGUGUAUGAAAUGGAGAUCACCCUGCGAGUGAAGGAGUCUGAGGUCCAGUGUCUAAAGCAGGAGAUCACAUCUCUGAGGGAGGACCUGCAGUCUGCACAGAGGGACAAGAGGAACGCCACAAAGAAGUGCAAAGACAUGUACACGGAGCUGAGCAUCACGAGAGCCAAAACUGAGAGGCAGAUGGACGAGCUGAGAGAAAACCUGAGGCUGGCUCAUCACGCUCUGGACCAGACUUCACCCUGAAAAUGUCCUUUUUUACGUUUGUAUUUACUGUAACACGCAGAACUUAUCAUGUAGCUUUACCCACAAGAAAUAAUAUUUAAAACAAAAUAAUCUGACCGUGUGUCUUAUUUAAUAAGUACAGGAACUCUUAUCUCAUUUCACACUCCUUUGUUACAUUUGGUUGUUGUUUAUAUUGUCUGUCUGUUAUGUUUAGAUCAGUUAUUAACCUUUUUGUCAUUUACAGUUAUUUUUACUUCAAAGGUCCUGUGAAAGUGUUUAUUUUGAAUAUAUGUGUUUCCCAAAAAUGAUCUCUAUGUUUCGUGUUAUGUAUAUAUUUUAUCUGUACAGUCAUUUUGUUAUUGUAACACUUCAAUCUGACGUUUGUUCGUUGCUCUCGCUCUCGUAACCUCUGCUGUAUGUGUGUCGUCAUUAAACUGGUCAAGUAUUUUCCUUUUUUAUCAAUUAAAUAAUUUAAAUUAAACUCACUUUAAAAAAACAUCUUGCAGGCAAAUUUACUUGUAAUUUAUGUUUAUAAACUGCAGUAUUAAUAAUGUUUUUUAUUAAUUAAAUCAAAUUGGCAGAUUUAACUGACUGUUAUUUAGAGUUGUUCACAGGUUGAAAUUUAGAGUCAUUAUUUUGUUAAUAAGCCAAAGUUUAUACAUGAAAGAUUAAAAUCACACCUAUUACUGUUCAUUUAUAUUAUAUAAUUAUAUUCAGGCUAUCUUUGACAGUAUUCAGCACUAUUUCUGGAGGAAGACGAAGAGCGUCAAGUCAUCCUGAAAAAUAAAGUUAAGCACUGAAA
Molecule: messenger RNA, 5821 nt
Organism: Anoplopoma fimbria (sablefish)
Lineage: Eukaryota; Metazoa; Chordata; Actinopteri; Perciformes; Anoplopomatidae
Product: myosin phosphatase Rho-interacting protein-like
Exons: 22
Coding region: 94-5040 (1648 amino acids)
Biological process (GO): actin filament organization
Cellular component (GO): actin cytoskeleton
Molecular function (GO): actin filament binding
Source: RefSeq, a predicted model, not a curated record